Molecule: messenger RNA, 2162 nt
Organism: Seminavis robusta
Lineage: Eukaryota; Bacillariophyta; Bacillariophyceae; Naviculales; Naviculaceae
Source: the annotation of a GenBank genome assembly
AAAAAUGUUUGCUUGAUGUUGCCGCCUUGUGCCUAUUAAAAUGCGACGCACACAGGCUCCAUUUGAGGAACACGUACCUCACCUCGAGAAAGAAACGUCAACCUCGAAUCUGCCGUUGUUUGUUCUUCAAUACUCGAUCGAGUACAAAACAGUAUCUUCGCCUCCUUUGCUAUUGCUACCGGUACGGUACCAGCUCCUUCUUUGCUGCUACCCAUUAGCAUAGCAUGCCUGGAGCGUUCUUCCUUCUGAGGCUGUUUGUUCUUUUGGUUGGCAUCAUUGUGGAAGUUCACGCUCUGCGAAUCUGUGGUCAAAAUUAUUAAGUGAUCAAGGCUCCCUCAUAUAAUUGUUUGGAAGAGAACGAGUAGCAGUUUGAAUUGAAAGGACAAAAUGAAGACUUUCAUUCUGAUACUUGGCGUACUGCUGCUGAUUGCGCAGUCCGGAAGAUCCUUUACGACUACUACUAGUCUUAUUAAUACACGGCAAUCUGCGACGCCUCAUCAUCAGUAUGGCCCAUUACUAUUACCACCAUCUUUGAGCGCCAUUUCGGCACUGGAAACGGCCGUCGACACUUCCUCCUCCUCGUUUCAUAAGGAUAAUAAUGCCGAUGAUGAUGGUGCGGACUAUUAUCAUGACACCGAUAAUGACGACGACACUGUGAGUUCGGAAACACAUCGCAUCAAUCUGGAAUUGGCCAAAUUGGCCGUGGCAUGUGCCGACAAUACGCGUCAGUCCCAACGGUUGGCGUUGGCGGCAUUUGAUUUGCUAAAGCACAACAUGACGCAUCCCGAUACCGUUGCCUACAAUUCCGUCCUGAAAGCAUUUGCCAAGUCGGCGCCCAGCAAAUUCCCCCCGCCGGCAUCCAGUCGCAGUUCCAAAUGGGUCUCCGCGGCAGAACGCGCUCAUCAUUUGCUCGAGGAAAUGAUGGCGGUCCACAAAGCACAAACAGCGGCAUAUCAAGACUGGUAUAUUCGACGCGACAAGCAACAAACCAUGUCACAAGCUGAGUUACAGCAAGGACCUCCGAAAAUUCGAGUCAAACCCAACGUGCGAUCUUUUUCCACCGUCAUGGAUGCUUACAGUCGCACCGGACAGGUCCCGGAAACACUACAGGUGUUGCAGGAACUCCAAGACCGAUACGACGAAACGGGAGAUUUUGCCCUGCAACCCAACAUUGUUUCCUACAAUACCGUUUUAGCGGCUUACGCCAAAUCACGAGGAGGACUGCCCGCGGCCGAACAAGCCGAACAAUUUUUGGAAGAACAGGUCGUUCAACCCGAUGUCGUCUCGUACAAUGCUCUGCUGGUUUGUUGGGCGCGAUCCGGUGUGCCGCACGCGGGAGAACGGGCCGAAGCCAUUUUACGACAAAUGCCCGUCACACCCAAUACCAAAUCCUAUGCCACCGCCAUGGAUGCACUGGCACGGUGUGCCCGGUCCGACUCGUUGUCCGCGGCACGAGCGCACGGAUUGUUGAAGGAAUUGCAAGAGGCGUUUGAGGAAACGGGCGACGAAGCGCUACGACCCAAUUGCAUUUCCUAUUCGUCCGUCAUUCACGCCUAUGCCGUUUCCAAAGAACCCCAAAAGGCCCAACGGGCAUUUGCCUUGUUGGAAGAAAUGAAACAAAAGGGACAGACCGAUCCAGCCGUACGGCCCAAUACCGUCACGUACAAUAGUGUCCUCAAUGCCUGUACCACGUCGUCGCCACUGGGAGAUCAUCAUUAUGACGGGGGAACCAAUCCCAAGUCACUGCAAAGUAUCGUGCAGAGUCUGUAUCAAGAGUUGAUUCAAAGUGACGACCCAAGACUCAAACCGGAUCAUUUUACCUUUGGCACCGUGUUGAAAGCGUGUGCCAAUAACAUUUUUUGGGACGAUCCCACUUUUGGCAUGUACGUCUUUCAAGAAGCCCGUCGACGAGGACAAGUGUCUUUGGGGGUGUUGGUACAGUUGCGGCAUGCCGUUCCCAUGCACGUUCUGUGCGAAUUCAUGCCCUCACAGGCGUACGAUCGAGAGACACGACAAUUCACAAUGUCGCACAUACCCAAAGCCUGGACGAGAAAUGUACGAGAACGUAAAAAGUAGCUACUAGUAAUUAAAGGGAAUAAAAAUGCACAUUGUCGAAUUUGUAUGCAUUCGUUUCUAACCGGUAACAACAAUACAUAACGUCG